This is a messenger RNA of Kluyveromyces marxianus DMKU3-1042, 789 nucleotides long. RefSeq names its product casein kinase 2 regulatory subunit CKB2 (gene CKB2). The transcript has a single exon. The record is from RefSeq and is a predicted model, not a curated record. The coding region runs from base 1 to 789 and encodes 262 amino acids. Lineage: Eukaryota; Fungi; Ascomycota; Saccharomycetes; Saccharomycetales; Saccharomycetaceae. Gene Ontology annotation, cellular component: cytoplasm; protein kinase CK2 complex. Gene Ontology annotation, molecular function: protein kinase regulator activity.
AUGUCGGUGCGAGGUGAAAGCAGGGACUCUACCGAGCAACAAGACGUUGCAAUGGUCGAUGUUACUGAGAUAAGGGACCAUGAUCAAGAUGAUGGAUCUGAUUCUGGCGAAUAUGUCGAAUUUUGGAUCGAUUUAUUUCUUGGGAAGAAAGGGCAUGAAUACUUUUGCGAUAUCGAUACGGACUACAUCACGGAUAGGUUCAACCUUAUCAAUUUGCAGAAGACGGUAUCCAAAUUUACUACUGUGAUUCAAUAUAUGGUGGAUGAGCUUGAAGAAGGGAUCAUUGAGAAUAUAUCGCCGUCUCGUUUAGAACAGUUGGAAGCGGAUGCACGCAAGUUGUACGGGUUGAUUCAUGCUCGUUAUAUCAUUACUGCCAAGGGUUUGCAAAAGAUGUUACAAAAGUACAAGGCUGCAGAUUUUGGCAGGUGUCCAAGAUACCACUGUAAUCAUCAAGCCUUGCUUCCUGUAGGGCUGCACGACAUACCCGGGAUUGAUUGCGUGAAGCUAUACUGUCCUAGCUGCGAGGACCUCUACGUUCCAAAGUCGGCCAGACACAGUGCAAUUGACGGAGCCUACUUUGGUACCAGUUUCCCCGGCAUGUUCCUUCAGGCGUUCCCCGAGAUAUGUCCCAAGCAUCCAACAAAGAGGUAUGUUCCAAAAGUGUUUGGGUUUGACCUACAUAAACAGGCACAGUUGACCCGCUGGCAAGAGCUACAAAGGUUAAAGCUAGAGAAAUGGCUGGUAGAAAAGGGCAUAAGUCUCAGUGAGGCAGGUGGAUACCAGUAUUAG